AUGCCGCUUCAUAUACCUUUUGGUCGGCCUCUUUUAAAAAAAAUUGAAAUAGCAAUCAAACUUUCUUGUUUUAUACAUUUUAUUGGAGAACAUGUUAUGGAAGUUACGAUGUGCAUAGGUCCUUCGAUGCUUCCGACUUUUAACACGGUUGGAGAUCUUGUAGUCUUGGAACAUUUCAGUCCAAAGUUAAAACGGCUUGAAAUUGGGGAUGUAAUAGUUUGCAUUUCUCCUACGAAUCCUUUGAGAGCCGUUUGUAAAAGGAUAAUAGGAAUGCCAGGGGAUCGUAUUUGCAUUGAUCCAACGGUUAUAAAUCGGAAAUAUAUCACGGUUCCCCGCGGGCAUGUUUGGUUACAAGGUGAUAAUAUGAGUAAUUCUACUGAUUCAAGAAGUUAUGGCCCAGUACCUUAUGCUUUGAUUAGAGGGAGAGUAUUUGCAAGAAUCUGGCCUCAGUCAUGUUGGAUAAAGAAUGGAAUGACUCCUCUUCAAGAGUGA
Molecule: messenger RNA, 492 nt
Organism: Funneliformis mosseae
Lineage: Eukaryota; Fungi; Glomeromycota; Glomeromycetes; Glomerales; Glomeraceae
Source: the annotation of a GenBank genome assembly